Messenger RNA from Fusarium proliferatum ET1, 564 nucleotides. RefSeq lists its product as uncharacterized. Gene Ontology annotation, biological process: tRNA processing. The transcript has a single exon. The record is from RefSeq and is a predicted model, not a curated record. The coding region runs from base 1 to 564 and encodes 187 amino acids. Lineage: Eukaryota; Fungi; Ascomycota; Sordariomycetes; Hypocreales; Nectriaceae. Gene Ontology annotation, cellular component: nucleolar ribonuclease P complex.
AUGGCGGUAUCAGAACUUCCCGGAACUAUCGAUUUUCUCACCGAUGCAGCACAUCUCCUACGGGCCACAGCCCCAGAGACUUCUGCUCAUCUCAUGAGCCAACGCGGUCAUCUUCUUCAACAACAUGGCGUAACACUGUCAGAUUUUCAGCGACAACACGUAUGUGGAGGCUGUGGAAUUAUCAUGAUCCCAGGUCAAGAGGCAACACUGAAGUUAGAUGCUCGAAAAAGUCUUCAGAGGAAGAAGGCCAAGAGCAAGAAGCCAAGCGGCAACUCGGCCCCUAAAGCAACAGAAGAUCUUCAGGGACCCUGCAAGAUUUUGCACUGCGACAACUGCCAACGAGAUACCAGGAUUGUUAUGCCGCCUCCAGGACCAGCUGUGAGGCGAAAAACAGCACAGUCGAAAGUCAAGAAAGUUUCGACACCUAUUGAGCAGCCCAAACAAACCUCGAAUGCUAGCAGCAAGAAAAGAGCCAAAAAUCGAAAGGCCGGCCUACAAGCUUUGCUUUCAGGACAAAAGCAACAAACAACGAAUCCACUCAGUCUUUCUCACUUUAUGAAAUGA